UGGCACGGUGCUGCUGCAGGCACCCAGCAGCUAUUUGCCAGAUACUGCUGUGUAGUAGGAAGAGGAGUGCUGUGGAGCAAUGCUGUCAUUCCAGUCUAAAUAAGUAUCAGGCCACGUUUGACAGGAGCUGCUCUGUAUUUGUUAACAGGUGUGAGUGGAGUUGAAUGGGAUCCAGCUUCCCAGCUGAGCUCCAGGACCAAAGCCCCAGCAACUCGUAUGGGUUCUGAGAGAUGGAGAAAGACACGGGAAGGAGGAAAAUAUCCCCAGACACUGUCCCAUAUGCUAAUGAAAAUCAUGAAGGACAAGGCAGCACGUGAGACAGACGGAGAGCCAGUGCAUAGGGAUGCAUUUCAGCAAGGCAGCCAUCGCACACCGCCCAUCCUUCCAGGAGAAACAGAGGCCACACACACAACUGGCGCUCCAGGUGUGGAUGGUGAAGGACAUGUAAAUGCCACAGAAGAUGAAGAUAUACUGAAGUACUGCCUUGCACUUACUGCAGCUCUCCUGGUUUCCAUGCUGGCAGCGAUGAUUACGUUCUGUCUCGUUAUCCGGCGAUGUAGGCAGAGAAACCAGCUCCUCGCUGCAGCUGCCAGAGCCCAGCCCGAUGCCCACGGCUGCACCUCGCACUCGGAUGGACGGCCUGCUCUCCUCAAGGUGCCUGCCCGACAGACACGGCACCAACGGCCACCGCCUGUGUGGGGACGACCUGACCUCCUGCCGCAGAGCACCACCAGUGCGGCCCCUGCCGGGCUGGAUAGCUGCCAGGCUCAGCUGCCUCCGCCUCAGACACCACAGCCCACCAGCCCAGGCUCUGAGGCCCCCGGGAUGUGUGACAGGCCUAGCAGCCACCAGGCAUCAACACCGCCCCCCCGUCCCCCUCCACCCUCUUUCAUGGGACGGGAGAAACCUACCCGAGUUGGAGGCUUGUUGUCAUCGGUCAGCACCCAAACAACGACUCCGUGGCCUAUGAGCAACAGGCCCAACUGUCCCUGGGCAUCAACACCACCCCCCCGUCCCCCUCCACCCUCUUUCAUGGGACAGGAGAAACCUACCCAAGUUGGAGGCUUGUUGUCAUCGGUCAGCACCCAAACAACGACUCCGUGGCCUAUGAGCAACAGGCCCAACUGUCCCUGGGCAUCAACACCACCCCCCCGUCCCCCUCCACCAUCCUUCAGGGAACGGGAACAGCUUCCCCAGGCUGUAGGCUUGACAGCACUGCCCAGUCAACAGAGAAUCGGUGCCCAGGGAAGACACGAUAGGCCCAGCAUCCCCCUGUCCACCCAGGCACCGUCACCACCCUUCCACUCCCCUCCACAAUCCUUCAGAGGUAAGGAGUUGCCCUGCCAGGGUGUAGGCUUGGGGCAAUUUUCCUACAGAUGGAGAACUGUGACCUGGGGGAAGUAUGACAGGCCCAGCAGCCCCAAGUCCCCCCCAGCACCAGCUCUACCCUUCCGCUCCUCUCCACCAUCCAUCAGGAGGUGGGAGCGGUCCCCCCCAGGAGGUAGGGUUAGGGGCAUCAUGCAACACCUGUAAAAGCACUGCCAGGAGGAAGUAUGACAAACCCAGCAGCACCCAGCCCCCCCCAGCAUCACCUCUGUCCUCACGAGAGCCACCAUCAGUCAGGAGGUGGGAGCACCCCCAGCAUGUGGGUUUAGGGGUAUCAUCUGACAGCCAGAGAACCGCUGCUGGCAUCAACCGUGGCUUUCCAGGCUGUGUUGUACCAAUAAAUAGAAAGUAAUACCACAGUUGUCCGUGCUGUACUGUUGUCAUGUUACUACUUGACCCACUGCCAGACCUUGUGUGCCACUUGGCAUUGGCAGACAGAUAAUAUGAGUGGGAAUGGUUUUAAACUCAAAGAGAGACAAUUGAGGUAGAUGUGUAGAGGAAAUUCUUCCCCCGAAGCAGCAAGGCCCUGGCCCAGGGUGCCCAGAGGCUGUGGGUGCCCUGCAUCCUGUCUGAGGAAGGGACAGGAGUGGGAGUACAUUAUGCAAAAGCUCCAGUGCUUCUGCGUAAGCUUUACCAGACAACAGGCACUGUCCUGCUCUGACUAGCGGGCAAUAAUUCGCUCUGCAACAGGAACCAAGCAAGAACUAUUAGCACAUUUUCUUCCUCCUCCAUUUCAUUUUGCUCUGUGGGCUGGACCGAGAACCUGAAAAUGGAGAGAGACGCGAUGAAGACAAUGCUGCAAGCCUCGUAAGUCUGCUGUCACUGCUCACUCUGUGAUAGCAGUUGUCUUAUCAGAGGCACAGUCCAUUGUGCUACUAGAAGUAGUGCUCAGCUGCCAUGAUACCACCCUGCAACUCCUCUCCAGCACCUGCCCUAGGUCACUGAUUCCUCAGGAUCCUCCAAGAGGUGCAACAUUCCCAUGUUUUCUCUCAGCUCUUAGCACUGCUGCACUCCUCAGGAGCUAUGGCCACAAACAAAGCAGCCAUCAGUCAGCGGUAAAAGCAUCCCGGUUCUCUGCAAGAGGACAGAGUUCUGGAGCCAAAGAAGCCAGCACCGUCCCUCGCACAUAAAUCCACAGCCAGGCAGUCCUUCAUUGGCCCCCGAGCCUAAAGCACCAGCCCUGGGGUCUAAAGCAACUGCGAGAGAAGCCAGCAUCAGACCUGAGGCCUAAAGACACAGCUAGAGAGACCAGCACUGGCCCAAGGGCCUGAAACCACAGCCACAGCCCGAGAAGCCAACAACAGACCCGGGGCCUAAAGCCACAGGCAGACAGGCCUGCACUGGCCCCAAGACCUGAAGCCAUAGCCACAGCCCAAUGCUAGCACCAGCUUUGGGCCUAAAUCAACAGUCACAGCUUGAGAGACCAGCGUAGGCCUAAAGCCAGAGCCUGAGAGGUUGGCACAGGCCCCAAGGACUGAAGCCGCAGCCAGAGACGCCAGCAAAAACCCUGGGGCCUAAAGCCACAGCCUGAGAGGCUGACAUCAGCCCCAGGGCUUAAAGGCACAACCAGAGAUGCUGGCACUGGCCCCAGGGCAUACAGAUGUGCAUUCUUAUGGCUUUCUACUGGUUCCCCUGGGACUCCACUGACCACUAUGAGACCAUAUUGGUCUUUACUGGUUUUUAUUGGGCUGCACAACAGUCAUCUUCACUUCACCGUUAUUUUACUUCACUAACCCUAUUGGGUGAGCCUGCUGUUGGUUUCCAAGAAUUUAGAUCUGGGCGGCAUCCUUUUCCUUCACUUAUGAUGAAGGCACAGAAGUGAUGCGGGCACUCGCUGAGUCGUUGCCAGGGUGGGAGUGUUUGUGCCACAGCUCGUGAACAGAGCUGGUGCAGAGAUUGAGCUGUAAGCCUUCCUUGAGAGAGAUCACCCUGUGAGAACCUGUCGGAAGCACCGCUGCGGUGUGUGUGUGAGCUGGGCACAGCUCAGGCUGAGCAGGUUUGGUGCUGGCUUGUUGCUGGGAGGUGUUUCAGCAGAAAAGCUGGUCUGGGGAGGAGUUGCCAGCUCCAGCAGUGCCCCUCUGCACGGCUGUUUCCAAAGGAAAUGGGUCCUUGUUGAGAUUCCAUCCCAUGUUUUUAUGAGGAUGAUGAAAUAUCAUUACUCCCCUGGAAAUCCUCUGCCGGGCCCCCACUGUCAUGCCAGACAUUAAAAAGGAAGGAGAGCACAGACUUCAUAGAGUGCAACUUGUGCCUCACUGCCCCACAGAUGGCUGGGUGCAGAGCUACUGAGAUGGAGAAGAGCACUUGCUGACACAAGUCAUGGCAGUCAGACACAAGCUGGAGCUAGCAUUAGGCAGCUCUUGUAGCUAGCUGCUUUCCAGACAUUGCCCUCCUCAAGAGACUACAUUGCAUGGCAGAAGAAAGCUGGGAAAAUGCUUCUUCCUCAUGAUUUUUCACUUGUUGAUACUUUUUGUAGGGUUCCUGUCCAAAAGGAGAUUUCAGGGUUUGCGGCAGUCUUAGGAAGAGUGAAGCCAGCUCUUUCCAAGGGUGGGAGAAGUUCCUGUGGAAAGAGCCCUCAGAACUUUGGCUUCCUCUGUGACUUCAGCGGUCAUGUCUCAGCCAGGAGAUGACCCUCCUCAGCCCCUCUGAGCACGGCAUCUCAACCUGGACCAGCCUUCAAAAGGGGACAGCAUUCCCCAGCCUGCUUUAAGCCAUCCCAAGUUAGUCUGUUGGAUGUCUGUAUACCGUUUGGCCCAAAGCCUGGCUACUCAGGUACAGCUGACAAACGCAUGAGCCUGUGCACACAUUACCCAGGAGCUGUGAUGUUGAAGGAAUACGUAGUAGGAAUGGAUCCAAGCAGGAUGUUGGAUGUUGAUGUGAGGGGAUGAUCCGCUUCCCUGCCACACCUCUUAUCGCAUGAGAAUGGCCACAGAAAUACUUGCUCUGUAAGCAGUGGCAAAGAAGGACAGCUCUUAGAGCAGACUCCUCGUGCUCACCUGCACUGCCCUGCACUGAGAGGCUUCAGAGAUCCUAGCAGCUGGCGCUGUGAGCUACUU
This is a messenger RNA of Meleagris gallopavo (turkey), 4439 nucleotides long. The record is from RefSeq and is a predicted model, not a curated record. Lineage: Eukaryota; Metazoa; Chordata; Aves; Galliformes; Phasianidae.